AUGUCUGAUCACGAAGAUAAUCUAGAUACUAAUAAACAAAAAGAAGAAGAUGAUAUUCAGCUUGAAGAUGAAUCUUCAACAGUCGAUCAUGAAAAUCAAGAAGAACAGGGCAUUAGUAGACUAGACAAUGAAGAAACUAUUAACUUAACAAAUAAACAAGAAGAUAUCUCUAUCAUAGAAUCCUCAUCUUCUAAUGAACAAGAACGAGUACCUAACAGUAUUCUAACAACAACACAACAACAAGAUCAAUCUGAUGAUAACAAUCAAACUAAUCUUACCCAACCAUUCAAUGAACAAUCUAAGAAGACAAUGGAUCCUGAAUUCUUUUAUAACUAUAAUGAUUGUAUUGUACAUCCAUUAAUAUCUGAGAAUUCUGGUAUACCAGAAAAUCUUUUAAAAGUUACAUAUCUAUUCGGUAUGGAUGUAGUACGUAGAGAGAAUUUACAAUUACUUGAAUAUAAUGUUAUAUGUUGUAUCUAUGGUAACUAUUUACUUAUCAUGAAUAUUGAUACUCAUCAAAAGAUAAUGAUACGUUCAAUGUAUGGGAUUGGUAUUGGUACAUAUUGUAUACAAACAAAAGAUAAAUAUAUUGCAUUAGCUGAAAAAGGUGAUUUACCUAAUGUAUGUAUAUAUCAAUAUCCUAAUAUCAAAUUAUAUCGUAUAUUAAGAAAUGGUACACAAACUGCUUAUACUGCUUGUCAAUUUAGCCCAGAUGGUGAAUUAUUAGCUACUGUUGGUUCAAAUCCUGAUUAUACAUUAACUAUAUGGGAUUGGAAAAAUGAACAAAUUAUAUUAAAAUCUAAAGCAUAUUCACAAGAUAUAUAUCAAAUUCAAUGGUCAAAUGAUUUAAUUGGUCUACUUACUACAGUUGGUAUUGGACAUAUUAAAUUUUGGCAAAUAGCUAAUACAUUUACUGGUUUAAAGCUACAAGGGAAAUUAGGCAAAUUUGGUAAAACUGAAUUGACAGAUAUAGAAGGUUUUAUUAUAUUACCUGAUGGUAAAGUAUUAACUGGUUCAAUAUGGGGUAAUUUAUUAAUAUGGGAUGAUGAUUUAAUUAAAGUACAAAUAACACGUAAAAAUAAACAAACAUGUCAUUAUGGUAAUAUAAUGCAAAUUAUUAUAGAUGAAGGUGAAUUAAUAACUAUUGGACAAGAUGGUUGGAUUAGAACAUGGGAUUUUGAAACUAUAGAUACAGCAGAAUCUUCAGAAGAAGGUGGAAUAUAUGAAUUAGAACCAAUGAAUGAAUUACGUGUUGGAUUAAAAGCUAAUUUAAUGCAUAUUGUAAAAAUUCCAUUACCUGAUUCUACAAUGUGGUAUGCACAAGAUGCUGAUGGAGCUAUAUGGAAAUUGGAUUUAUCCUUUUCACACACAUCAUUAGCACCAGAAUGUUUAGAAGAGUUCCAUGCAAAUGAUAUUGCUGAUUGUGUAACAUCACCAUCUACUUACUGUGCAGCUACAGUUGGUCUUGAUGGAAAAGUAUUCAUUUAUGAUAUUGUUCAACAAAAAGUUCUUGUUUCAAGAAGAUUUCCAUCAGGUGGUUCAUCAAUAAUUUGGAGUCCACCACAAGUUGAUCCAAAAGGUAAAAUUUUAAUUGUUGGCCAUCAAGAUGGUGUUUUACGUGUCAUAAAAUUUGGUGAAAAUCCUGAAGAAUUAACAAAACGUACAAAACAAUUUGCUUUAUUAGAUCUUGGACAAGCAAUUAAACCGCAUACAUCAGCAAUUACAUCAAUGAUUUAUAGUCCAUCAGGAAAAUUAUUUAUAACUGGGAGUAAAGAUGAAACGGUUUUCUUUUUCAAUGUACAUAAUACCCAUUUAUCACCUAUUGGUUUUAUUAAUGUUUAUGGAAAAGUUAUACGAUUAGAAUGGUUUUAUAUAAAUCAUAAAGAAACCAAUGAAAUUAUUGUUUAUUUAGAAAAUGGUUGUGUAUUAACGGUAGAAUGUCCAACAGAAAAUGAAAAAUUUGAUCAUUCUAAAACCUUUUCAUUAUCUAAUAUUAAAAUUACUAAAUCAUAUCAAUUACAGAGUAUUAAAUCACGUUUAGAUCAUGAUGAAGAUGCUGCCAAUAAAUUAGCUGAAUAUAAAAAAGCUAAAGAGAAUAGAGAAGAGAUUCGUCGAAUCAAUACAAGAUUACAACCGGAAACAGAUGAAGAUAAACAGAAAUUUGAUAAGGCUGAGGAGGCUAUUUAUCAAGGUGUACUAUCUGAAAUUGCUGACUGGACACCUACCUAUCCGUCAAAUCCAUCACCAUUACUAUAUGGAUGUUUGGAUAGAAAUGAACCAAAUCAAUUUUGGGUGUCUUUAGGUGAUUUCGAUAAAGGAUAUUUAUAUAAAUGUGAAUUAGGUGGUCCAUUAUUAACCAUAGACGAUGCAAUUGAAAGAAUUCAUAAAACAAAAGAACAAUCAGAUAAACACUAUGAAUUACAUCAUAUAGUUACCGAUGUAACCGAUUCAGAUCAAUCACAAGAUAGUACAAUAACAAGUGGUGAAAAAGGAGAAAGCUUAGAAAAGAUUGAUCCAUAUAGUAUUACCCUAACAGAUCGUAUUCUUCCAACAGAACCAAAUCAAGCAAUUUGUAUAACGGAUAAGAAGGAUGCAUCUAUUACAUAUUGGACAUUUAGUAAUUCUGGUUAUCGUUUAUUAAUUGGUUUUAAUGAUGGUGUAAUAUGUGUACAACUAUUAGAGAAACCAUUUGAUUUAACAAAAUUUAAAGGAUAUUGGAUGUAUCGUUUACAUGAUAAUCAACGUGGAUGUGUUAAUCGAAUAGCGCUUACAUAUGAUGAAAAAUUUCUUUUAAGCGCUGGAAGUGAUGGAACAUUGUUUGUCUGUGAACUUAUGACAGAAGAAAUGCAAGAUAAAGAAAUUAAAGAAUAUCGUGCACGAAUUCCGUCUACAUUUGAUACGAGUGUAAAAGUAGAUGAUAUUAUUGAUCCAAAAGCUUAUAGUAUUGAAGAAACAAAACAAAAAUCAGAACAUGAUCGUCUUGUAGAAUUAGCAGAACGAAAGAAAACAGAAACUAGAAAAAAAGUAGCAGAAUUGAAAGAUCGUUUAAAAAAAUUAAAAGAACAAAACAAUCGUCUACCAGAAAGAAUUCGUCUACCAACAGAGGCAUUCAAUUUAGUUCCACAAAUUCGAUAUGAUCUAUUUAAAGAUCGUCAAGCUGAAAUUGAUUUAGUCUAUAAAGAAACAGCUUGGGAAACUGAAAAAUAUAAAUUGGCACUUGAAAAAUUAGAAAAGACAUUUAUAAAACCUUUAGAUUGUGAUCGUAUAACUGUCAAAGCAUUUUGUAGUGCUCAUUGUGUAACUUCAAUACGUAUGAACAAAUUAAGUGAAGAACAUAUGAAAGUAUAUGAUGAAAUAAUGAGUAUUCGAGAGAAGUCAAUGAGCGAAGAAAAAGGAGAAACAGCAAAGCAUUCUACACAAUUAGAUGUAACUAAUACAUUGGAAUAUGAAUCUGAUAAAAUUAAAAAUGUUACUAAUCAAGUUAAUGUGUCAAUAAAAGGAGCACGUGGCUUAAGAAUUGCACAAAAGUUAAAUUUACUUGAAGAAUCUAAACGAAAACGAGAUGUUCGUCGAGCUCAAUGGAAACAAUUAGAAGCUAUGAGACCAGCUGACGAUUAUGAAGAUCCAAGAGAUAUUCAAGAAAUUCAAUUGGCUAAAGAAAAAAUAGGUGAUUACAAAUUGAAAUCAGCAACUAAUUAUGUAAUACCUGAAAGUAUGAAAUUGAAUACUUCAGAAGUUAAACAUAAACUUCUUAAUCUUGUGGAUCAUGUGUUUAAAUUAAGUCAUGAAUUCAAUGUUUCAUUAUUAGAAUUACGUAAUAAAAAAAUGAAAAUAAUAGAAAAUUUAAAAAAAAUUGAUAAACAAUUAGAUCAUAUUAAUGGUAAUUUACCAUUAAAUGAAUAUGGUAUACGUUUAUAUAUUGAAGAACUUGAUGAUGAUGAAUAUCCUGAAAGAAAAUUCAUAUACAACAAUGAGAUUCUAAUGAAUUUUAAGGAUAAAUUAGAAAGUAAUAAGCAAAUGGAACAAACUGAUUUUACCACAUCAACAACAAUGAAGAAAUCAUCCAAUAGAAUACUUUCAUUUACUGAAUGUAUUUUACCUGAAGAACGAUAUGAUUGGAAAGAACCAAAAAUUAUGAAAGAAUUCUGCAAUACCAAUAACAGUAGUUCUAAUGAUGUAACCAAUACUAUAGAUGUUAUAUGGUUUCCAUUACAUUGUUUAGCUUCAGAUCAUUAUUAUAUAACUAUAUUAAAGAAUACAGAUCAAAAGUAUUCUUUAUUAAAAUCAUCAUUAUGUUCUAUGAUUGAUGAAAUGUCAAUAAGCAAUAAUGGAACAGUGGAAGAAGAUCAUCAGGGGAAUAGACAACAAGAUACUGAUGGUAGAAUAAAGAUACCCAUAGUUCAUCCAAUAAGACCUGAUAAAAUCAAUUCGUAUAUCAUGGAUAAGAAUAAUAAAAUUGAAGAUAUAAAUUUAAAUGAAGAUAAUUCAAUCAAUCAAAGUACUACAAUAUCAUCACCAUCAUCUUUAACAUCAUUAGAAAUAGAAUACAACCGACAAAAGCACAUCAAAGCUAUUUAUUAUCGUAACCAUCUAUUACAAUUAGCUAGUCGAUUUAUUCGUUGUUUUGAUAUUGAAGUUCGUCUACUACGUCAAAAACGUUCUCAACUAGGUGUAUUACUGAAACGAUCUGAAUUAUAUCAAUAUACAUUAUAUAAUGAAUAUUGUUUAUUAAAAGAAUUUGAAAAAUCUGAAUAUGUUUUAAUGGAAAAAAUGAAAAAUAGAUUAGAAGAAAAACAAUAUAUUACUAAUAAGGUUAAUGAAUUAACAUUGAAACUUGAACAAAAGAAGAAAGAUUUGGAACAUCUUUCACAACGUGAACAUCAAAUACAUGAAGAAUUUAAAACAAGUUUAGAUGAUUCACAUAAAUUUAUAGAAUUUCUAACAAAAGUAUUUAAAAAACGUAUUAAACGAAAGAAACAAGAAUUACUUCGUUCAGGUAAUGAAGAUGAAUCAGAAGAAUCCACAUCAUCAUCAUCUUCAUCAGAUGAUUCCAGUUACGAAGAGAUGGAUGAUGAAAGCGAGAAUGAAGAUGUUAUUAUUAUGGAUUUAGAUACAUGUCCACCAGGUUGUCCAAUGGAAGAUUUUGAACGUACUUGUUUAAUUAGAGAGAAACGUCUAGAUGUGGAAGAAGAAAUGACUGAAGAAAAGAAAACAUUAGAUAUUUUACGUAAAGAUUUAGAAAUCUUUACUAAAAAACAACGUAUUGUUGAAACAACAUUGAAACAAGCUCAAAAUGAAUUAGAAGCUUUUCAGUUAGAAAAACAACGUAAAUUAAAUGAAUUAGAAAUUAUUGUGAUAAUACGUUUAAAUCAAAUAAACCAUUUUGUUAAUGAUUCUGUACCAUCAGAUAUGACAAAUAGUUUAAUAUUUUUAAAGAAUAAUUUGCAUAAAUUACAAAAACGUAUCCAUGAAUUAGAAAUAGAACAAAAACAACAAAGAAUUGAAAGAAAACAAGCUAAACUACAUCAUUUAAUGUUACAAAAAUAUAAAAAGUUAUUUCAGAAAGAAAUAGAAAAAUUAUCCACUUUAUGUGAUAAAGAAAUGAAUGAUAAAUUUGGUAGAAUAGAUGAUAUUGAAAAAAUGGAAAAUAUUAUGGUAAAUCCUAAAUUAGAAGAUUUAACAACAAAGAUGUUAGUACUACAAGAGGAAUUCGCAAAAGAAGAAGCAAAAAUAGAGUCUAAAAUACGUGAUGUACGAGAUUCAUGUAUGGAACAAAUACGUCAAAAUACGGUUUAUUUAAAAAAAUUAUUAACACUUUUUAAUGAAAAUCAACAAUUACAAAAUGAUUUAAAUCAAAUAAAUAGUACAAAAAUUGGAACCAUUCAAAGUUCCCCAGGAAUUGUUGAUCAUAAACAAUUAAAACAACUUGGUCAAUUAGUUAAAUUACAAAGUGAAGAGAUUAAUAGUUUAACACAAGAAAUUCAACAACUUUCACGAUAA
This is a messenger RNA of Schistosoma rodhaini, 6000 nucleotides long. NCBI's taxonomy places the organism in Eukaryota, Metazoa, Platyhelminthes, Trematoda, Strigeidida, Schistosomatidae. The record is from the annotation of a GenBank genome assembly.